AUGCUGCUGCUUCUUGCUGGUAUUGCACUUGUGAAUGCAAAGAAUUCGUGUGUUCCUGGCUCUGCAGAGUGUGUAGGAAAUACUCUUCGUGUCUGUGGAAUGAACAAGCAAUGGGCUGUUAUUGACUGCCCAGCUGAUUCUAAAUGCAAGGUGGUUGGCGAAAACGUAACAUGUGCAAGUAAGAGUAAAAAUACAGACGAUUUCCAUCAGAAGCAUGACCUUAAUUCGCAUCCCAGCGAUGCAGAGCCGGAUUCUGAGGUUGCCAAUCAGGAUUAUAAGCAUGAUGAUAGGAAUUCAGAACAUGAGAAGAAUAGAAGCAAUGCCAAUGAUCUUGACAAUGAUGACAGCCAAGCUAACACUAAAGAAAAUGGCCACGAUGAUCAAUCACACGAAAAUACCAAGGAUGAGGAAGAUGCAAAUAACAGAGAUAACGACAUACCAAGGCCAGCCAGGAAUAAGCGGCUGGGAACAAAGCACAACGUUUCUCCAAGAUUACGAAGCAACACAAGGACAAUCACACGAACAAUAUACAACGGAGGAGAGCCUUCGACAGUAACUAUCACAAAAAUGAUUGUUCAGAAGCAGGCGCCAUCUGAAAUCAAGCUGGAGUAUGUUUCAAAUCAAGUUGAGCCAAGCGUUAGGCUUAUUGAUCAAUCUACUACUCCUCCUAGUCAGCCAUCUUUGCCUAGCAGCAACAAUCAAAACAAAGGCAAUGCAGCUGAGCCAUCAACAGCAAAUCUUAGUGCUCCUAAUAGCACAGGAUCGAUGAGCCAGCAACCAUCGGCACCCGUACCUAGCACACCCAGCCAACAACCCUCUGUUGACAUUCCAUCUCAGCCUGCAUCGCCUAAUCCUGUGCUAACUCAACCUACAUCGAAUUCCAAUACAUCUCAGCCUGCACCUAGCACACCAAAUCCACCAUCUCAGUCAACACCUAGUACAUCAGAUUCCAAAUCAUCUAUGCCUGAUGCAUCCUCAUCUAAUGGUACAUCCACUAGCAAGCCCAGUACACCGUCAUCUGGAGGAAAUGUAAAUAUAACCUCAGAAAAGUUGAUAGAGGAACUGAAAAAGCUAAGCUUUGCUCCAAACCCAGAAUUCGUUGAUGCCGUUGUCAGUAGAGUAAACUCGAAAUUCACAGAACUGAACAAUGCAGUCAUGUUUUUGUCACAGUGUGCACACGAGUCAGGAGGAUAUCAGUACAUAGAGGAAAUAGCAUGUGCUGGUGGUACGAGCUGUGCUGGCCAGUAUGGAACAGGCGCAUCAGGAAAGUCCUAUCACGGGCGCGGGUUCAUACAAUUAUCAUGGCCAGAUAACUACAAGGCAGCAAGCCAGGCUCUUGGGCUGGGCGACGAGCUAUACGAAAAUCCCGAUAAGGUUGCACAGGAUCCAAAUCUUGGUGCCGAUGUCUCCAUAUACUUCUGGAAGGAAAAUGUGGAAAAUGCACCAGGCGUAAAGGAAAACCACUAUGGUUCGUCUACAAAGGCAAUCAAUGGAGCUUUAGAGUGUACAGGCUCGAAUAUUGACAAGAGCAAGCGAAGAUUUGAGAUAUAUACUGCUCUUGUUAAGGCAUUUAGUGUUAGCAAUCCUGCAGAUGAAAGCGGAUGCUACAACUGA
Molecule: messenger RNA, 1614 nt
Organism: Ordospora pajunii
Lineage: Eukaryota; Fungi; Microsporidia; Ordosporidae
Product: putative endochitinase
Exons: 1
Coding region: 1-1614 (537 amino acids)
Biological process (GO): cell wall macromolecule catabolic process; chitin catabolic process
Molecular function (GO): chitinase activity
Source: RefSeq, a predicted model, not a curated record